Molecule: messenger RNA, 444 nt
Organism: Rosa rugosa (rugosa rose)
Lineage: Eukaryota; Viridiplantae; Streptophyta; Magnoliopsida; Rosales; Rosaceae
Exons: 1
Coding region: 1-444 (147 amino acids)
Molecular function (GO): nucleic acid binding; RNA-DNA hybrid ribonuclease activity
Source: RefSeq, a predicted model, not a curated record
AUGACCAACAACCAUUGGACAAUGUAUUUUAAUGGGUCCAGUACUGAGUUUUCAGCAGGAGCUGGUGUUGUCGUUGAAACACCUGAAGGACAAAAGUUCCAGUUUGCCUUCCAAUUAGACUUUACAUGCACAAACAAUCAGGCAGAAUAUGAGGCUCUUAUUGUUGGCUCGGAGAUUCUCCAAGAGAUGGGGGCACGACGAGUUCUGGUGUUCGGAGAUUCUCUACUUGUCAUCAACCAGUUGAAUAAGGAGUUCAAAUGCACAAGUUGGGGACUUUUAUCUUAUCACGCUUUAGCUGACCAGCUCGCCAACACGUUCGACAGAAUCUCUUUCGCCCAACUCCCAAAGGGACAGAACAUGGAGGCCAAUGAGAUGGCCCAAUUAGCUUCAGGGUUACGGAUCUCCGAAGGAGACAACUCCCGAGUCAUCAAGAUUUUCAAAUGA